Phascolarctos cinereus (koala) is the source of this 1852-nucleotide messenger RNA. RefSeq names its product vacuolar ATPase assembly factor VMA12 (gene VMA12). The record is from RefSeq and is a predicted model, not a curated record. Gene Ontology annotation, biological process: vacuolar proton-transporting V-type ATPase complex assembly. Gene Ontology annotation, cellular component: endomembrane system. Lineage: Eukaryota; Metazoa; Chordata; Mammalia; Diprotodontia; Phascolarctidae.
GGCGCCGCCUCCGGUCACCUGACGCCGUCCGACCCAAGAUGGCGUCCUCCGUGCGCGCCGGGCGGCGGCUGCGACGGGCCCUGAGCCCCGGGGGAGAGCUGGAGGCGGCGCGCCUGCCCCGGGAGCUGCGGGCGCGGCUGGAGGCGGCUCUGAGGAGCAAGAAGGCCGGAGAGGGCGAAGCCCCCCGGCCCGUGGUGCCCUUCCGCCUGCUCCGAGAGCUGCACGAGCACCUCCGGGAGCAGGGCUCCCCUCUCUUCCUUCAUGAGCUCCUGGAAGGCAGUGAAAUAUAUCUCCCGGAAGUUGUGAGACCCCCUAGGAAUCCAGAGCUGGUGGCCCGCCUGGAGCGGAUCAAAGUGCAACUGGCCAAUGAGGAGUACAGUCGCAUCACCAGGAAUGUUUCUUGCCAGGCCUCGAGGCGUGACGGGACUCUAGCUGACUUUGGACGGCAAGUGAGGUCGGUGAAGGCGGUGGUCAUCUCCAUCUUCAACUUCAUCGUCACUGUGGCAGCAGCUUUUACCUGCACCUACCUAGGAAGCCAAGGGUGCUGGCUGCAGUGAUUGUUGCUUCUGUGGUGGGUCUGGCUGAGCUCUACAUCAUGGUCCGGGCCAUGGAAGGAGAACUUGGAGAGCUUUAACGAGGGCUCUGCCCGUCCCAAAUACCAGUGUUUCCAGGAGUCUUGGGGUAGGGAGCUUUGCUCUCUUUUCUUUUCUUCCACCAUACCUUGGCCCUCCAUGUCAGCAGACACUCCUCUGCACGUGGCCUUGUAUUAAGGUACAGGGAAGAGGGCUGGGGCUGCUGCCUCAUCCCUGCCCACGUCCCCAAAUCAAACACUGUCUUCGCCCUUGAUACAGACCCAUCCACCUGCAUCAGAACAUCCCAGGGCUGAGGUUGCUGCCCGCUCCAAGGUGAUGCCUGUUUGGGCUGAAAGAGGAACAGCAGAGAAUACUGAGGCAGAAAAACCUUUGCAUCCAGCCUCUAGCCAGGCCCUCACAAAAGAACUGCCUUUUGUCAAUUUUAUGCCUUUAUGUUGGCCUCAAGAUUUCUUCUUGCUCUUUCUCUCUUCCAUCUUUGCGUGUUUGUAUAUAUGUUUCCCUCUCUUUUGGUGUCUGAGGCUUCCUGCCUUCAAAACACCAUGUCCUUUAAUUCUAAGAAUGGGGAGAAAGGGGCGGUAAAACCUGUAUAUUUAUUUUUAACCACAUUAAUCCCUCCUCUGGCUCCUCUUUUGUUCAGGGAAAAUGGCUUCUAUGAAUCUUCUCUAGUCUGAAAAGAACAUACAGUCAGUUCUGCUGUGAUGCUUGUUUUGAAAAAUGUGAUUUUAUUCCAAUGAGAUUGAUGUGUUUGGGAACAAUUUGAGCAUGACAUAAAUUUUGUGUUUGCUUAUGCACCAUUUCAUCUGACAGAAAUCCGCGCCUCUUCACGUAACUCAAAAGUCCACUCUUCUAACACCCACUUCCACAAGCCAACUUCAGGUCUUUUUCAAGGUGAAGUGCCCUGCAUCUUAUGGUGCAGUGGGAGCUGUGGGCUGACCAGGGCUGGUCUGCAUCUACCUCUUCCCCACCUUCCUUUGUAGGCAGCCCCGGAGUAGCCAUCCACUGACACCACCCUCCCCCCAGGAGCAGCUGGAGUCUGCCAGCCCAGGCUCCACAGAAACCAAGCAGGCAGAGCCUCAGCCUGAGGCUGCAGGCCCUACUGCUAUUUAUUGUACUAUUCAUGUAUUUCUCAACCAUUUAAUAUGUGUAAAACUGUUACCAUCUUUAUUAGGUGCCAAUCUUUUUUUAAUGUGUCACUGAUGAAGUUUUUGAGUUUUGUCCUCCUAACCCCAUUUUCCUAUAAACACUGGUUUUGAUUGCAA